AUGGCUUCAGUUUCAAAGCUCUUCCUCUUCACUGUUUUUUUGGCUGCAUGGGGCAUGAAAUCAACAUCCUCAUCACCACCACCACAACCACCAGCAGAACCAACUCCGAGCCUCAUGGAGCGAUUGCAAUCGAACGAGUCAUCGACUUGCUGGGACGCAAUGCUAGAGAUCCACUCGUGCAUUGGAGAGGCAGUGUUGUUCUUCCUCAACGGCGAGGCUUACAUGGGUCCGGGCUGUUGUCGUGCCAUUCGGACCAUCGUGAAUCAAUGCAGACCUGCCAUGCUUGAAAUGCUAGGGUUUACACCCGAGGAGAGCCACGUGCUUGAUGACUACUGCGAAAGAGAGGAGGUUGAGACUCCACCAUCACCGCCACCACUACCGUCUACAAUGGUGGCGGCCAAGCCUGCUGAUGAGGUGGUUUUGUUGGAAGAUUUGAAGGCUUAA
Messenger RNA from Camellia sinensis, 444 nucleotides. NCBI's taxonomy places the organism in Eukaryota, Viridiplantae, Streptophyta, Magnoliopsida, Ericales, Theaceae. The record is from RefSeq and is a predicted model, not a curated record.